CAUGGUUUACACAGUACAACAGAACAAGGGAGCAGAACAUAGAUAGAACAUAAGGGUCAAGGGAACGGAACCCACUAUAGAAAGACUACCGAGCAUUGCCUGGGCAUUGCAUGGGCAUUAAAAAAGGUUCACGAUUAUUAGGUUUGACAUUCCUAGUUAUGUAGAAAUGUCUUAGAGUUGAGUCUUACCACCCUACAUCCAAGGGAGGUUAGAAAGGACUGCUUAUUCUCAGGCAAUAUUACAAACAGGUGAUUCUACUUUUACGUUAUUCAUGUCGUGCAUACAAGCUGUAAAAUGCAGUUCGCCUGAUGAUCGUAAUUUUGAUGCCAAAAAAAAAAAUUAGUUGUACGUGUUUCCGAAUGCAUAAAUAAAAACAAAAUAAUAUAGUGAAUAAUAAUAGCAAUAAAAAAAUAUAUAAUAAUUUAAAUAACAUGCAUAUAUAUAUUUUAUAUUGUUACAAUUACAAUUACAACAAUUCAAGGAAAUGGUUUCAUUUUAAGAAUUAAGAAAUUGUCUGACUCAAACCUAAAUAAAUACUACAAAAAAUGUUAUAGUCGUAAAAAUAAAAUAAUAAAUAGUUGUUAGAAUAUAUGGCUUAGUGCUUAUCAAAAUCAAAAGAAGAUAAAACAUAAAAGUAAUCAUGUUAUUAAUGAUGAAAGGCUAUGUAAAUAAUUCAAGUGUAUGUAUUUAAAAUGCUUAUUUUAAACUUAAAAUAAAUAUAAAUGCAUUGCAGAAAUAAAAAUAAUAGUUUUAAAAUCAACAAUUAAUAAAAUGUUUUUGUAUCAUUUACUUCUUACAAUUAAAUUGUUAAGAAAUACCAAACAAAUUUUUUUAUAAAGCUUACUUUUGCAGUGUGUACAUUAAAUUGUGUUAAUAAGAGUGCUAUAGUGAUAUUAUAAGUAAAAAGAGUUUCUUAAAGUUAUUAAUUUGUGCCUAUUACAAUGUAUUUUAAAUAAGAAAGAAUUAGUUAAGCAGCAUUAGUUUAGUAUAUGGUUUUUUUUAUUUAUUGAAUAAUGAACAAUGGUAUACAUACUAAAGAAUUUAAGAUAAAUUUUAAAUAACAAAACUAAAAAAUAUGCAGUGAUGUAUUCAAUGAAGUAAUAAUAUUAUUACAAGUUUGUAUUUAAAAAAAUGACAUCAAGAGGUUGUACAAAAUCUUACAACCGCAAGGUAAACAGCAAUUCUGCUAGUAUCCAAUUUGACAAACUUUUUCGUGAAAAUACUAAUAGACCAUCUGCAGCCAAAUCAGCUGGUACAGUUGGUAAAUGGGGAAUAACAUCAUUUACAUCUAUAAGAAGCAGUAAUAUUAAUGGUAAAAAAAAUAGUGAUGCAAGAACGAACCAUGGAACAAAACGGCCAAAACUCGAUUAUGGGAAUCAAAAUAUGCAUGAAAAAGACCCGUUUACAUAUGGUAAAAAUGAAGAAAUCAACCCAGAUAUUAACAAACCUAAAAAAUUUUUUAAAAGUAGAAACAUUGCUACAAUUGGAAAAUCUUCAGAUAAACUUUAUCAGUCGGUUUCGCCUACACUUGACUUGGAUCUUAAGCAAAAAUCCUGCAAAGAUUCUAUAGUAAGCAUUAAGGAAUCAGAUAACUUUAAUUCAAUUGUAGAUACAAGUUUAAGAGAAGAAGGGAAGCCUCCAAUUGUGCUAAGAAUCUGCAAGGGUACAGCUAGGCUUCUUUGUUCUGAGGAUGCAGAUUCUGAAUCUUAUAGAAUUUCAUCACCUCCUCCAACUCAAAAAAUUAAUGUUGAUCGAAAGCUACCUAUUCAAAAUUCAAACAUGGACGUUAUGGCAACACAUAGUUUUCAGGAAUCAUCUAGUUUGACAUCUGGGUCAAAUUCUCAAGAUAAAUCUGGCAUAAGAACAACUCGAAGUAGAGCUAAAUAUUCAAAAAUAGAUAGUACUUCAUCGAUAUCAACGUCCUUAGUUAGUUCACAAAGUACUGGAAUAUCAUUGACCCUAAGAAAGUCUGCUACAGAUUCUACUAGUACGCUUGUAUCACAUUAUGAUAUUGUAAAGACUGAAUGUUCUCUAAAUACCACUGGACAUCCAGAUGAAAUGUUGAAAGUUGACCGAAUUUCGCCAACGUCAACACAAGAAAUAAUUGAUAUUUUAUCAAAAAACGAUUCAGAAGUUGUACAUAAUAAAUUAUUGGGUAAUAAUAGUCAUACCGAUACAAAAGCUAAAGAUUUAGAUUAUAAUGUAGAAACUAUAGAUUAUAAUUAUGUUGACCCAGAAAAUAUUGACAAGAGCUCACAAGCUAACGUGAAUACAAAUGUGGCAAAUAUUUGUACAGAAGCUGGACCGAUUAUAAAACAUACAUUAUCUUAUAAAGCCGAAUCGGACUUAAUAAAUACUAAGAACACGAAAGAUAUAACUUCAAAAAAUUUAGAUCAAGAUUGGUUCUCCAGCAGCGAUGAUAGCGAAUGUGCAAGUAGUCUGCACAAUGAAUUCCAGAUUGAUUCUAAUUGUUUAUUACCUGAUUCGAAAUCGCAACCUUCCGUCGCCAGUAAAAUAAUAAAUAAACCUAUUGCAAGUAAAAAAGGUAGUAUUUUUAAAACUCGAUCGACUGGAACUAUAAAUGAAAAUAAAAGACGAGCGCUGUAUAAACAUAAGUGGUGUGAGAGUGAUAAAGAACUAAAAUCCAAUAACACAAACACAAAUAGUACAGAUUCACCGGGAACUUCUUGUGCGAAAUUAGACGAUUCUAAUCUGAUUGCUUUUGAUGAAGAAUUUCAAAAUACGUCGCUUACAAGAAUUGUAAUAUAUCCAGAAUCUGAAGCAAACUUACAGGAUAAUUCGGAGAAUAUUGUUACUAGCAUACGAUGCGACAAAAAAGUGAAAGGGUUUUAUACUGUAGUAAAAAAUGUAAAAAAAGCUCAUCAAAUACAAGAAAGUGGAGAAUUUCAAGAAUUUAAUGAUGAUGUCGAAUAUAUUUUGGAUACGCUCAGAGAAAAUAAUCCUAAUGGUACAAGAUGCCUCUCAGCCAUUCGACUUGCAAGCAAAUGCAUGGCACCUGCAUUUAGAAUGCACGUUCGAGCUCAUGGAACAGUAGCAAAAUUUUUUAAAGCACUCCAUGAUGCAACUAUUGAUCAGAGUCUUGCCCUCUGUACCGCGACCGUGAUGUUUGUACUUAGUCAAGACCGUCUUGCUAUGGAUUUAGAUAGAGAUUGCCUAGAAUUGAUGUUAAGCCUUUUAGAAUCAGACGCAAGUCAUAAAAAUGCAUUAAAUGACUGUGGACUAAGUCAUACAGAGUUGCAGAAGAAUAAAGAAAAAGUUCGCCAAUUGUGUGCAGAUAUUCAAGCACAAGGACAUGCAAAGCAUUUAAAUUUGGAUAAUAUUACGGUUGGGCAGCUAGCGAUGGAAACGUUACUUAGCUUAACAUCGAAACGAGCUGGUGAAUGGUUUAAAGAAGAAUUGCGAGAACUCGGUGGUUUAGAACAUAUUGUAAAAACUAUUACAGACUGUUAUCGACAGAUAAAUUUUUCCAAUAUUUCUGAUAUCUAUUGGGAUGAACCGUUGCUGGAUAAAUUACGAAAAGUUGACAGAUGUUUAAGAGUUUUAGAGAAUGUAACACAUGUGAAUGAGGGAAAUCAAGUAUACUUGUUAAAUUAUAAUGAUAGUAUUUUAGUGAUUACGUUAGCUAAUUUGUACAGCUUAUGUGGAAAUGAAAUUUUAAAAUUUCCUAUACACGACAAUAUUGAUAAAAGUUCAGAUGGAGCCGUCAUCAGUGAAUGUUUGUUUGCAAUCAUCAAAGUACUUAUCAAUCUAACACAUCGUUUUAAUAGACAAUCUAUUGGAGGAAAAACUGUCGGUUCUCAAAAUGGAGUUAUUGAUAAUAGCUUACAUGUGAUAUUGGAUGUGCCACAAUCCCUCCCAGAAGAAAAGCAAUUUGAUGUAAUAAUGCUGGCACUUAUUCUUUUGAUUAAUAUGAUUGAAGAAUGUGAAGAUAAUAAGAAAUUGCUUGUAUUCUCAAAUAAUAAAGGUCGAGGAAAUGGAUUAGACGCUUUAAUUAGCCUUUUUUAUAAACAAGAGGAGCUUGCACGAGCGGAGGAACAGAAAACUGAUGCUAUUUUGGAUGGUAAAAAAGAUUCAGAACAAUCAGAAACUGCUUCAACAACAUCAAAAUCUCAAGAAGAAUUUAUUGAAGAAACUGUAGCUAAAUUAUUACAAAAGGCUGGACGCCAUAUGGAACAUACCUUAAUUAGCGCAUAUGUGGUUCUACUUCUUGGAUAUUUAAUAAUGGAUAAUGAAACCUAUGAAAAUCUUGUCAGAAGUAAAUUACCGAAUCAGAAUUUUGCAACCAUGGUCAGUGUCCUUCAAAAGUUUUUCAAUUUCAUGAAUUUAACUGCAUCAGUAAGUAAACUUAUAUUGGUAUAUAUUUCUGCUAACAUAUGAAAUUGAUAUAUGUACUGCUAUCAGAUAAAAUAAUUUUAAAAGGCGCGCCAUAAUUGGCGGUGGGCUCCAUGUUGAUCGGGCUGUUGCUCAGACCAAUCAUAAAUGUUAGAAAACAGAUAUCUGACGCCAUCGCCGUCCUAAUCUUGUUUACAGAGUCUCCAAUUAACAUAAGACCCGCUGCCAUAUUAUGGCGCGUCUUUCAAAGUUAUUUUGUCCGGUGACUGUACGUAGAUGGAAAAAUAUAAAA
Molecule: messenger RNA, 4645 nt
Organism: Nasonia vitripennis (jewel wasp)
Lineage: Eukaryota; Metazoa; Arthropoda; Insecta; Hymenoptera; Pteromalidae
Gene: wapl
Product: protein wings apart-like
Exons: 10
Coding region: 1132-4398 (1088 amino acids)
Biological process (GO): regulation of chromosome condensation
Source: RefSeq, a predicted model, not a curated record